AUGCUUAAUAGUUUGAUAAUGGUUUCAAGACAAUUAAUGAAAAUUGUCCCAAUUCCACAGUUAUCAGAUAAUUUUGCUUAUCUAAUAAUAUGUCAAAAAACUUUUCAUGCUGCAGCUGUUGAUCCAAUAGAAUAUUCCGAUAUAGCUAAAGCUGUUAAAGAAAAUAAUGUAAGUAAACUUGAUGGAGUUCUUGUGACACAUCAUCAUUGGGAUCAUUCAAGUGGGACUAAAAGUUUUGCAGAUAAAAAUGUACCUCUUCAUACAACAAUAUAUGGUGGUGGAGAUAAAAUUAGUUAUGUUAAUAAAAUUGUUAAAGAUGGUGAUGAAAUAAAUAUUGGAUCAAUUAAAAUUAAAUGUUUAUCAACACCAUGUCAUACCAAAGAUCAUAUUUGUUACUAUGCAACAACUUCUAAUAAUGAAGAAAAAGCUGUAUUUACAGGGGAUACACUUUUUAUUUCAGGAUGUGGAAGAUUUUUUGAAGGAUCACCAGAAGAAAUGAAUGUAGCAUUAAACGAAAAAUUGGGUUCACUUCCAAAUGAUACUAUGGUAUAUUGUGGUCAUGAAUAUACGGUUAAAAAUCUUCAAUUUGCAUUGUCACUUGAACCAGAAAAUAAUGAUAUUCGUAAAAAACUUGAAGAAACUUCAUUAAAUAUCUCUAAAGGUAUUCAUUCUAUUCCAUCAACAAUUGAAAAAGAAAAAAAAUAUAACCCUUUUAUGAGAGUAUCAUCAGAAGAGAUGAAAAAGGCUACUAAUGAGGUGAACCCUAUAAAUAUAAUGAAAAAAUUGCGUCAAUUAAAAGAUGCAUUUUAG
This is a messenger RNA of Strongyloides ratti, 810 nucleotides long. RefSeq names its product Hydroxyacylglutathione hydrolase, mitochondrial. The transcript has 2 exons. Gene Ontology annotation, molecular function: hydroxyacylglutathione hydrolase activity. The record is from RefSeq and is a predicted model, not a curated record. The coding region runs from base 1 to 810 and encodes 269 amino acids. Lineage: Eukaryota; Metazoa; Nematoda; Chromadorea; Rhabditida; Strongyloididae.